Molecule: messenger RNA, 1104 nt
Organism: Penicillium paradoxum
Lineage: Eukaryota; Fungi; Ascomycota; Eurotiomycetes; Eurotiales; Aspergillaceae
Product: DSD1 family PLP-dependent enzyme
Exons: 1
Coding region: 1-1104 (367 amino acids)
Biological process (GO): D-serine catabolic process
Molecular function (GO): D-serine ammonia-lyase activity
Source: RefSeq, a predicted model, not a curated record
AUGUAUUCCCCUAAAGUCGGCGAUAGUGUCGACACCCUUGACACACCGUCUAUGAUUGCAGAUCUCGAUCUCGUCGAGGCCAACAUCAAAAAGCUGAUGGAUAAGCUCUUGCCAACUGGCCUCGAUAUCCGCCCUCAUUUGAAAACGACCAAAAGCGCCAUCCUGGCGCAGAAGAUGGUCAAGGCGGGCGCGAAGGGAGGAUGCGUGGCCAAAGUGAGCGAGGCGGAGGUUAUUGCUGCGGCCGGAUUCGACGAUUUAUUCAUUACCUGUGAGGUCAUUGGGCCCGCGAAGGUCCAAAGGCUGGUGGAAUUGUACCGCAAACACCGGAAGAUCCGGAUAGUUGUUGACAGCGAAGCUGGUGCAGCUGCUAUCAACAACGCUUUAGCGUCUGCUGGUAUUGAGGAACCUAUCUCGGUCUUGAUUGAUCUUGAUGUUGGGCUGCAUCGCACUGGUGUCUUGCCCGGUGAGCCCGUGAUGACCUUAGCCACACAGGUGCAGGGUCUGAAGCAUUUAAAAUUGAUUGGCCUCCACGGAUAUGAGGGCCAUUUGCAGCAUUUGCAUGAUAAGGAAGAUCGCAAGAGUCAAUGCUUGCAUUCUAUGGAAAUCCUUACAAAUACCGCGGAUGUUUUGCGGAAGGCGGGCUUCAACAUUGAGGUCGUGACUACCGGUGGAACUGGAACAGCCGAGUUCUGCGCUACAGUACCGGGCGUCACUGAGCUCCAGCCCGGGUCGUUCAUCUUCAUGGAUACGGAUUAUCGGAAUGCGGUCGGCACAUUCUAUUCUAACAGUUUGACAAUCCUGUCAACUGUCCUGAGCAAACAAGGUCCCCGGUCGGUUACGAUCGAUAGCGGAUUGAAGUCUUUGACGACGGACAGCGGACUUGCGGAGUGCAAAGAUCCGAGAUAUACAUAUGGUGUUCUUGGUGACGAGCAUGGCUCGUUGAGUUGGGAGGAGGGCACGCCUGCGCUUUCCGUUGGUGAUCGCAUUGAGAUGGUGCCGAGUCACAUUGACCCCACGGUAAAUCUUCACGAUUUCUACUACGCCCAUCGUGGAGGUAUCAUCGAAGAGAUUUGGCCUGUUGACUCGAGGGGGAAGGUCCAAUAA